GUACGUGAACUGCGCCCGGGACGAGGAGGAGCAGAACCUGGUGGCCUUCCAGUACCGCGGGGGCAUCUACUACCGCACGUGCCAGCCGGUGCCCCCGGCCCGCGAGCUGCUCGUCUGGUACGGGGACGAGUACGGCCGCGAGCUGGGCAUCGAGCGGACGCGAGGCCCCGAGCCCGCCGACCCGCCUGGGCCGCCCGGACGAGGGCGGCCGCCCCCCGACCGCCCCCCGCCCUUCUCCGGCCCCGACCUCCUGACCCGCCGCCGGCCGCCAAGGACGAGGGGGGUCCCGGGGGACCGACGUCGCCGGACACGGCCCGGGGAGCGGCCCUUCGCCUGCCGGGACUGCGGGAGAAGCUUCGGACAGUCGUUCUCCCUGACCCGACACCUGCGGACGCACACGGGGGAGCGGCCCUUCGCCUGCCGGGACUGCGGGAAAGCCUUCGGACAGUCGUCCUCCUUGACCCGACACCUCCGGACGCACACGGGGGAGCGGCCCUUCCCCUGCCCGGACUGCGGGCGGGCCUUCGGACAGUCGUCCGCCCUGACCCGGCACCGCCGGACGCACACCGGGGAGCGGCCCUUCGCCUGCCCGGACUGCGGGAGGGCCUUCGGCCGCUCGUCCGCCUUGACCCGGCACCGCCGGACGCACCCGGCCCGGCCCGUCUGAGCCCGGCGACGCUUUCCUCGACCUCCCCUCCUUCCCCGCCCCGUUGGGCGUGGGUGGCAGUAGAUCCCUUCCUCCCUCCCUUCCGGCGUCUGCGUCUCGGGCUCCCCCUCGGCGCCCGGUACGUAGCACGCGGCGGGCGGCCAGCCGAUGCCCUGGUUUGGAGGAUUCGCGCCCCCGAGCGCGCUCUCUCGCCAAGGCGUCGAGCCGGGGAGGGUCCGGCCUUCCGUCUCCCGGUUUGACCGGAUCUGCGGGCUCCGUUAUUCAUUCGGCGGUAUUUUUGGAGCGCCUACCCUGCGCAG
Ornithorhynchus anatinus (platypus) is the source of this 966-nucleotide messenger RNA. Its product is annotated as histone-lysine N-methyltransferase PRDM9-like. NCBI's taxonomy places the organism in Eukaryota, Metazoa, Chordata, Mammalia, Monotremata, Ornithorhynchidae. The transcript has 2 exons. The record is from RefSeq and is a predicted model, not a curated record. Gene Ontology annotation, cellular component: nucleus. Gene Ontology annotation, molecular function: protein binding. The annotation marks the transcript as partial.